CGGAAGCAGUUACUUUUUUGAUACACUGGAAAUGUGUUUGUUGUAUCUUAGUGUUUUUAUUAGUUUUGUACUGUUCUCUUAUGAAUUGGAGUACACAAACAACGAGACCAAUAGCCCAGGCCAGUGGUUUGAACAACUGAAUGAAGAGCUGAAAGAACUGAACCAUGCGGCAGCAGAAUACGCCUGGGAAUCGAGCACAUUGCCAACGCAAACAUCAACAGUGGAGAAAAUAAUUCAACUGACGGUGCAAAAAUCCCACUGGACGAAAGCAAUAUGCAGCAGGGGGACGCAAUACGGAGAUUUGAAUGCUAGCUUCAGCAGGGCACUCUAUCUUCUCUGUCAGUCGCCAAGAAACAGCGACGAGGAAAUAAGAGAAAUCACUCGAUUAUUAGGCUUUAUGCAAGGAAUCUAUACUGGAACACAAGUUUGUUUGGAGGAUGACCGCAGUUCUCAGGAUAGUCGGCGGUCUCUGGAGAGUGUAACCUAUUUAAAAUACAACGAUUCUGGAGAUCCUGUUUCAAAUGGAGUAACUUGUCUGUAUGGUGAACCAGAUUUAGAGAAAAUUAUGGCUAAUGAGAUAAUCACAGAACCGAACCAACCCAAAAGUUGUUCCCUAGAUGAGGAACGAGUUUUACGAUGGGUAUGGAAUUCCUGGAGACUAGCUGUGGGACCCCCGAUGAAACAUUCUUUUAAACAAUUGAUCGAUCUAAUGAACGACGGAGCUCGCAGAGCAGGCUUCCAGGACAUUGGUGCAGCAUGGCGAGCGGAACUGGAAAUUCCAAAUCUUCGCGCCCUGGUUCACCAACUUUGGUUGGAUGUGAAACCACUCUACCAUAAACUACACGCUGUGCUAAGAUACUUCCUGAAGAACUGUUAUGCCGAGUUGGCAAGUUUCCAUCGCGAUGGAUUAAUACCGGCGCAUUUGGUCGGAGAUAUGUGGAGUCAGAAUUGGGAAAAGCACGUGGCAUCGAUUCUUCCGCAUGAGGUUAACAUCGAGAGGAACUUUAGGGCAGCCAACUGGACCAGUGAACAUUUGGCUAAACGGGCGGAAGAUUUCUACUCUUCCAUGGGAUUGCCGAUGAUGAGCAAAAAUUUUUGGGAGCGAAGUGUAUUCGGGCGAGUCGGAAAUGUUACUAAGUGCCACGGAUCGGCCGGUAACAUGUUCGAUGAGGAUGAUUACAGGAUGAUCACAUGUGCAGGAAACACGAUGAGCGAUUUCUAUGUAAUUGUCCACGAGAUGGGCCACAUUAUAUACUACAUGUUGGCAUCUACACAGCCCACUGUUUUCCAGGAUGGUACGAACUCGGCAUUCCACGAAAGCGUUGGUGAUACAAUCCAUUUGGCUGCCCUGAAUCCUCUGCAUCUUGUUAGACUUGGCCUGUUGGACUCGAAGUACCUACAACCCGAGGCUGCCGACGGCCUGAACUCAUUUGACUACGCUCUUCUGCUGAAGACUGCACUCAUCAAAAUCCCCGCCAUCCCGUUUUCCUACGUCAUGGACCGCUACCGUUGGGAUUUGUUUGAUGAAACUAUCGAUUUCGACACCGAAGCCAAUAGUUAUUUCUGGCAGCUUCUGGAGCAAGAGCAAGGAAUCCGGUCACCCUCCGAAAUAGAUCGAACGAAUCUGUUUGACGUGGCUUCGAAAUACCAUUUCUCGGAUAAUACCCCCUACGUUAGAUACUUUUUGGCAAACUUCCUAAGCUUCCAAAUUCUGGAAGGUCUUUGCAAGAAGUCCAUCUUCGGAACGCUUGAGAACCCGAACGAACUACCGAUGCCACUGCACAGGUGUGAUUUGUACGGAUCGAAACGGGCCGGUCGGCUGUUGAAGAAAGCUUUAGCACUGGGUGGAUCCCAGCAUUGGUCAGUGGUGCUGAAAAUUUUGACCGGAUCAGAAAACAUAUCGUCUGCAGCUAUGUUGAAUUAUUUCGAACCCAUAGUGGCGCUGUUGGAUCGGAUGAUACACGACGCCAAAAUUCCGGUAGGAUGGUAGAACUCGAUUUGAAGAUGUGAUGUCAUGUAAUAAAGUAUUGAAGCCUGAAGUAGUUGCUGUCAUCUCUUGGUAUAAACACUCGAACAGUAUUAUUGCUGGGACUUACAAAUGUUAAUAAAAUAGAUACCUCUCAA
Molecule: messenger RNA, 2124 nt
Organism: Toxorhynchites rutilus septentrionalis
Lineage: Eukaryota; Metazoa; Arthropoda; Insecta; Diptera; Culicidae
Product: angiotensin-converting enzyme-like
Exons: 8
Coding region: 32-1990 (652 amino acids)
Biological process (GO): proteolysis
Cellular component (GO): plasma membrane
Molecular function (GO): peptidyl-dipeptidase activity; metallopeptidase activity
Source: RefSeq, a predicted model, not a curated record